Rodentolepis nana is the source of this 273-nucleotide messenger RNA. The record is from the annotation of a GenBank genome assembly. NCBI's taxonomy places the organism in Eukaryota, Metazoa, Platyhelminthes, Cestoda, Cyclophyllidea, Hymenolepididae.
AUGGCAUCGGAGGCAUCAUCGAAGAGCAACGGACAAGUUACCAAGAAUAGAAAAGAGGGCAAAAAUGGCGAUAAAACAGAGGAUGAUACAGGAAAAGACCCAAAUAAACCAGGAGGAAGCGACACAGAUAAUGACGAAGAUAACCCAAAACCGCCAAUUGAUGACAAUGGGGGCGCUAAACCUGAAACAACCACCUCAUCGUCCACCACCAAUGCUCCUUAUUUCGUCCUUUCAGCUCUUUCCUUCCUAUUUUCUUUGCCCUUGAAAAUCUAG